CAUCCAUCAACAGUUUUAUUUUGAGCUGUUCCAAAAAGUAAUCAGAUGAGGAUAGAACAUGGUCACACGACAGCAGGGUAAAGUCGGCCCGCAUAAUGGUGAAGAUUUGGACUGGGUUGAGACUAAACUGACCCUAGAUCUGUGCACACUGCAACCCAAUAGAGCCGAUAACAGGUGCGCAGUUUAUAAAUUACACGCCACUUUCACUUGCACUGGCGCUGGCGAGCGAUUUGUCCUGGUGAUAUUGGUUCAAUCUUCGUUAACGCAAAUCUGCAAUUUUGCUGAUUCACUUCGGAGCAAAUCAACAUGGGACGGCUAAAUUUUUUCGUCCUCUGGUCGUUAAACGAUGCACCCCGUCAGUUUAUCAGCAAAUCCAAUCGCCAGUGCCACCAAGUCCAUGUUCCAUUGCCACUUCCCAAACAACUUGUUGUAUUCAGUCUUGGGGAAUGGCGGUUCUUAUCAAGCGAGACAACCAUUUCAGUUGAUGUUCUGGUUAGCCAGGACGUGAAACCGCAGAGGAUUGGUACAUUGUCAGACCAGACAAGAUGCUUGACUUGGGAGGGAGAUUGGAAUGCUGACCUUGUCCAAGAGGCAACAGAGAAAGGGAGGAGAGGAGUAUAUGGGAAGGUUUUGCUCACUGUUUGUGGAGAGAAUGAAGCCAGUUUCAUCAGCAAUACUCCACCUGUGCCAAGAAAACACUCCAGCCCAGUCGCGCACAACAGCCAUCUCUCCCAUACUCUGCUCAACAACUCUGGGAGUCAGAGGAUUACAACCCCCAACUCAUCACAUCUAGGAGACAGCAUUUGCUAUGCCGAACUCAAAGCUAACAAGACAGAAAUCAAUGAUUCCAUUUUGUCUGAGAAACCCUGUAUUUCGCUUACGGAUAAGACCCCCAGACGGACGGUGAUUGGGAAGAGGGGUCGCAUCGCAUGGAGCCCUGAAAUUAUUCCUCAGGAGCACACUGGUCGAGCAUCUAGCCCCCAAAAAAUAAAGCUAUCUAGAGAGAACAGUGUUGAGAAGACUGGAAUGAAGAAGACCAACUGCAGAGCAGUUUGCCCAUCAAAGCGCUGGAGUCACACCAUGUGUCUGAGUGAUCCUGAGACGGCCAUUGUCAUUGGAGGAGAAGCUUCUGACCAGACUCACUGCGAGGACUCCCUAUGGAAACUGGAGAUAGACAAUGAUUUUUGGUUCCCAAUGAACUCCUCCACCUCUGGACCUGUCCCACCGUGUGCCCAUGGCCACUCUGCAACCUAUGACCCUGAUUCCAAGGUCGUCUACGUGUACGGUGGCCUGAGGGAGGGCCAGCGCUACAGCGACCUCUAUAUCCUCAACACUCUAACCUGGAAGUGGAAGCUUGUCACAGCAAGAGGUGAUAUCCCCAUGUUGGCCUACCACUCUGCAACUAUCUAUAAGAAAGAACUCUUUGUUUUUGGGGGGGUUCACCCAAGCCGCUGUCCUGGAGGCAAAGUCUGCAGUAAUGCUCUGUACAUUUUUAACCCAGAGUUUGAGCUCUGGUACCAACCCAUCGUCGAGGGGGACCGACCUCUACCUAGGUUUGGGCACACAACCACGCUUUUGUCCAACCAGUUGCUCAUUUUUGGUGGCAGGAAGACUGCAACCUACCUAAACGACCUCCACAUUUUGGAUCUUGGCUUCAUGGAGUACACAGCUGUGAAAUAUGAGAACAUGCCACCACUGCCUCGAGGAUAUCAUGCAGCACUGCCAGUAUCAGACAACAGGAUGCUGGUCAGUGGCGGUUGCAGUGCUGUUGGAGCCCUGCAGGAUGUUCAUAUCUUCAACACGGACACCAGUAUGUGGCAGUCAGUGGUCUCCCCUCUGCUCUGCGCCAGGCCUCGUGCCGGACACAGUGUGAUCAAUCUGGGAGGCUCUAUCAUCUCAGAUGCUGAUAAACAGAAGCAGGGGGAGUAUGCCAACAUCCACUGCACCGUCUUGGUGUUUGGGGGCUCUGACUGCGCUGGGACCUUCUACAAUAACACAAUGAAGUGCACAGUGGAGAUCCCUGUAGAAUAAGAGACUGGAUCUUAAGGGGGAG
Messenger RNA from Salvelinus sp. IW2-2015, 2053 nucleotides. Its product is annotated as rab9 effector protein with kelch motifs. Gene Ontology annotation, molecular function: protein binding. Lineage: Eukaryota; Metazoa; Chordata; Actinopteri; Salmoniformes; Salmonidae. The record is from RefSeq and is a predicted model, not a curated record.